UCUAGGGAAGGGCGCGAGAUAGAAAUCCAGAAGCGCGGACAGUAACGAUAGUAGGGCGCGGAUCUACAACUAAAUCGGCUUAAGGACGUUAGCACAACAGCACCAACCCAAACCUGAAAAAAGAAAAUAUUCUGAGGAAAUCGAAACAUUUGUGUACAUGACGUGCAAGGCCAGCAGAACCAGUACACGGGUCGUAAACAACAGAAAAAACGGGGGGAAAUGUCCUGGUGGCCGCGCGGUGAGGAGGGGGAGGACAACCACCAUCCUGACACUGAUUCGGAUGUUGCAGAGCACAGAGAUGGUGGGAAAGUGAAAGUAAAGUGGACACAAGAGGAGGAUGACAAGCUGAAGACACUGGUUCAAAAUCUGGGACAGUAUGAUUGGAAGAAUGUGGCUUUCCACAUGGAAAAUCGCACUGAACACCAAUGUCAACACCGUUGGUUCAAGGUUUUGGAUCCCGAACUAAUUAAAGGUCCUUGGACCAAAGAAGAAGAUGACAAGGUCAUAGAGCUUGUAAAUCUCUAUGGUAACAAACAAUGGGCAGUGGUAGCCAAGCAUCUGAAAGGUAGAGUGGGGAAGCAGUGUAGAGAGCGUUGGCACAACCACCUCAACCCCUCUGUGAAGAAAUCUUCAUGGACGGCCGAGGAGGACCUCAUCAUCUAUAAGGCUCAUUCUCUUCUUGGAAAUCGCUGGGCUGAGAUUGCAAAACUACUUCCAGGAAGGACUGAUAAUGCUGUGAAGAAUCACUGGAAUUCAACAAUUAAGCGCAAAGUAGAAAUGGGCUUCUACGCAAGAGAAAAUUUGACACCAAGUGAGCUGGAGGAGCUACUAACCCAUGUCAAAGAUAUGCAGAUUCCCGGUUGCUCACAAGAGCAAGCUGACCUGGAUUCAGCACAAGACACACAUCCCUCAUUGGAGGAAACGUCAGACAUAAACACUCUCAAUGGUGGUGACGAGGCAGUUCCUACCCAGCCCGUUCCCUCUCCAAAAGAAAGUUCAAGUCCCAUGUCAGAGGCAGAAUACACAGGAGAGAUUAAUUCAACAAACUGGAUUGUGGACAGCUUUCUCUUCCCCAAGGGGCCAACGUUGAAGGAGGUCCUGGAAAUGGUGGACUCCGAUGGCUGGUGUAACUUAGCAGCAUUUGACUUGCCUGAAGAGAACCCAAGCUCAGAACGCCACCAGUUCCGCCUUGAAGGCAGCACCCUGCAGGAAUUGAGCAGGGGCAGCAAAGGAGAACUCAUACCAAUCUCUCCAGGUGGAGUUACGCCUCCAUCCAUACUGAGUCAUCGAAGUCGGAGACACUUGUCUCCUGAUACUAAUAGCUUAAAGACGCCGAAGAGCACACCGGUAAAGAUCUUGCCCUUUUCACCCUCUCAAUUCCUGAACAUGUGGACGAAGCAGGACACUCAUGACCUGGAGAACCCAUCACUCACAUCCACACCAGUGUGCAGUCAAAAAGCCAUUGUUACCACACCUCUACAGAGGGACAAGACCCCCAUCAAUUUAAAGAAAAUAUCUGUAUUUGUUACACCCAACCGCAAGACCGAGCUCUGCACAAUGCCACGCACACCAACACCGUUCAAAAAUGCCAUGGAGAAGUACGGCCCUUUGCAGCCUCUGCCCCAGAGUCCAAACCUUGAGGAAGACAUAAAGGAAGUGAUCCUAAGGGAUGUGGGGAUUGACUUGGCGCUUGAACUUCCACCUGAUCCCGAGCAAAGAUACAAAACAAUGCAUCGCCCUCCAAUGAAGAAAGUACGAAAGUCAUUAGCACUUGAUGACUGCCAAGUGAUUCCCAAGUCCAAACGCAAAUCUAAGACUGAACCUAAAAAGGGAAUGAAGGAAGAACCUAUGACUGUUCACAUAAGCUCGUCAUUUUGUCGUAAACCCCAUGAAAAUAUUUUGGAUCAGGGAUUCCUUUUAGGACCAAGUGACAAUGCUAUUUUUCCUAGUGUGGUGCCCCCAAUUCUGAAAUCCAAAGAAUGGGAGACAGUUGCAUAUGGACAAACAAAAGAUCAGCUCAUUAUGACAGAGAAAGCAAAGCGUUUCCUGAGAUCCUUAAAAUCCCACACGCCAAACAGACCUCUGGUGUUGUCCUGAGACUAUUCGCACCUUUGUACCAGGUUGUUACACAAAUGCAACAGAAUGUUAUGUUUGCUGUUGUGCCGUUGUAAAGAAAAGUAUUGUUGGCUCCUUGUGAAUGCUAUAACAAAUUUUAACUACAUGCUUGGUGUCUACAUGAUUACAGUUUAUCUUAAAUUGUUGAUCUAUGCAAGGAGACACGGAAAUAGAAAUGCUUGUGGAUUUUGUCAAAAUUUUAAGGCCACUUUAAGGCUUGAAACCAAUAUUCCCGGCAAUUGUUUCAUCAAAACAGCAGCUAAAAAAUGUUUACAAAAAAUAAAAUAAAAAUAAUUUAACACCCAGAAAAGAAAAUCAUGCCUUGAUUCUUCAGUAAUAAAUGAAAAUGGUUUUAUAUUGCAUAUGUGCAUUUUCUUUGUUUUUCUUUUCAACUUGUUCAAAUGGCUAGUAAUGAUAAAGCAGAACUGUGCAAAUUUGAGUUGAACAAAUCCAACUGCAUUUGUCAAGAGAGAACAAGAUGUUUUAGACAUGCACACAAUUUAGCAAUGAUUACUAGGCAGAAGAUGCUGGAAGGGUGGUACUACUGAGCCCUCCAUGUGAAAAGAAUUUUUCAUUGUCUUGAGAACAUGUAAAUGUGUAAUAAUAUAUGUAUUGGUGCAUUUUUGAGAAGCAACAAGUAUA
Messenger RNA from Corythoichthys intestinalis (scribbled pipefish), 2757 nucleotides. RefSeq names its product v-myb avian myeloblastosis viral oncogene homolog-like 2b (gene mybl2b). Gene Ontology annotation, molecular function: DNA-binding transcription factor activity, RNA polymerase II-specific; RNA polymerase II cis-regulatory region sequence-specific DNA binding. Gene Ontology annotation, cellular component: nucleus. Lineage: Eukaryota; Metazoa; Chordata; Actinopteri; Syngnathiformes; Syngnathidae. The transcript is spliced from 15 exons. The coding region runs from base 220 to 2097 and encodes 625 amino acids. The record is from RefSeq and is a predicted model, not a curated record. Gene Ontology annotation, biological process: regulation of DNA-templated transcription.